CGGGGGCGGGCAUCGACGCCGGAGCCUGGGACGGACGUGGGGGGGGAAUAAAAGAGGGAGAGCUGGAGACUGACGCAAGCACACACGUUAAUAUAUAUAUCUAUCUAUAUAUAGACAGGGGGGUGGGACAAGAGAGAAAGAGCGAGAGCUUCAGGAGCACCGGACCGUCUGGGCAGCGUGGAGCAGAGCGGAGCGCCUGAGCGAGACUCAUUCUUCAAUGAGUAAGCACAUCCCUCAGUUCUGUGGUGUUCUAGGUCGCACAUUUAUGGAGUUUCUGAAGGGCAGUGGAGACUACUGCCAGGCACAGCACGACGUCUAUGCAGACAAGUGAACUGUAAAAGUCUAUUGCUAUUCCACUUAAGAAACCCCUCGAGAGCAGGUUACCAGCAGCUGGGCAUAAUAGACGAAUUGAUUCAUCGAAGACCGUAUCUGGAUGGGGUAACCAAGUGGGCUGUUUUUUGUUGGUCACAGUAUUACUGGAUUGAAGAUUUGCUGCUUGUCAAGAGCUUCAUCAAAAGCCUUUGUACAUGUAAACACUCUGUUGUUGGUGGAAUUUGACAAAACCGGACCUUUUAUUUUCAGCUUUUGCGGGACAGUUCUUUUUCACUUUAUAGGAUUUGUGCAUUUUUAUAAGAAAAUGGCUCGAAUGAAUCGUCCAGCGCCUGUGGAAAUUACUUACAAGAACAUGAGAUUCCUGAUCACACACAACCCUACCAAUGCAACCUUAAAUAAGUUCAUAGAGGAGUUGAAGAAGUAUAGUGUCACUACAGUAGUUAGAGUGUGUGAAGCAACCUAUGACACAUCUCCAGUUGAAAAAGAAGGCAUUCAGUUUUUGGACUGGCCGUUUGAUGAUGGUGCUCCACCUUCCAACCAGAUAGUGGAUGAUUGGCUAACUCUUUUGAGAGCCAAGUUCCGAGAAGAGCCUGGCUGUUGCAUUGCAGUCCAUUGUGUGGCUGGACUUGGGCGAGCCCCAGUUCUGGUAGCCUUGGCGCUGAUUGAAUGUGGAAUGAAGUACGAAGAUGCUGUUCAGUUCAUUCGACAAAAGAGACGCGGAGCUUUCAAUAGCAAGCAGCUCCUGUACCUGGAGAAGUACCGUCCCAAAAUGCGUCUGCGCUUUAAAGAUACCAAUGGUCAUCGGAAUAAUUGCUGCAUCCAGUAAUGUCGGAAGAUUGAUCACUUAAUUCGUCUGAAGGCAGAGGAGAUAGCCAACUAAGGCAGUUCAGCUGGGAAACAUAAAAUUUUAGAUGUGCUUGUAAUGUAAACUGGUGCUUCCGUAGGGGUUUGGAGAUGGAGAUGGUGUUUUGUUUUAAAACCUGAGAUUCUCUUGCCUUCAGAUUCACUUCUUUUUGUGAGCUAAAAAGUUGCUGCUGUAUGUUUCUAAACUAGAAUAAGAGGGUCCCUCCCCAAUUGGUUUGAGUUUAGAUUCUUGGCUCUUAGACAGUUAAAAUGGAUGUGAAAUACAGCAUGAGUAUACAAUACAGGGCACUGUUGGUGUUUACAGAUGCAAAGUAAAGAUAUACAACGGCUAAAUUAAGCACUAAACUGCUGCCAGAAUUUUUUUAAACCAGGAUCCCUAUGUGAGAGAAGAAGCUGGAAUCUUGUGAACGGUUAAUCAUUAACACUUUUUUUUUUUUGCCUACACCACGCUGACCCCCCCCCCCCCCCGCCCCGGACUUUUCCCAGCUUCCUGUCCUGAGUCACUUCAUGAAUUGUAAAACUACCUUCAGCUUUUCGAUAUCUCAUUGAAAGUUUGCCUGGAUGGGACAAUGCUACAUGAAUGUUGUGCCCAGCUCCUUCGGAUGAGUGUCCUGCACGCUAGUGUCAAAGAUUUAUCUCAGCUGGCUGCUCACUGUACACUUCGACACUGUUUACACGCCCUCCCACAGUCGCACUAGAACUAAUUUCUGCACAGCAGUACUAUGCCUAGGUUUCUUUUUUAAACUUAUCACUGACUAAAGUCUUAAUAGUACUUUUGAAUGCCCUCUGUUCUGAUGUAUAUUGCAUUUUUGACAAGGCUUGCAAUGCAUUUAAUAAUUUUGUUACAAAUCAUGUGACAUACCAUUAAUUUCAUACCCCACUGCCCCUACUAUGCAGUCUUUAGUGUCCAAAAGGACAUAUCAGUUCAUUUGACUGUGCACAUUGUAACACUCAAAGCAUACCGAAGCACGCUUGGGUUUAAUUUUCAAAAUAAAGCCUUACAAGGAACACUGGCACUCCACAAUUGAUCUUUAGGGAGGGGUUGAAACAAGGAUUGGGGAAUGGGGGAUAUUAAAUAUUAGUAUGUUGCCUUUUUGUCUUGUGCAGAAAAUGUAUAUUGGGGUUUGCCCAUUACAUACCAAGUAAUUUUUUAAAGUAGAAAUGCUUUGUUGUAGCUAAAUUCAUACUGUACAGUAACUUUCUGAAACUUGUAAUCUUUCUUUUGAUGUACUAUUGGAGGUUUACCAACUUGUCAGAAGCGUGAUUUUUGAGUUUCUGCUUAAACUAUGCAGACCCUGAUGUCUGUAAUAUUUUGUAUGCCUUUUGAUUGCAUAAGUUAAUACUUGGAUACUUGAUCAUUUAAUUAUGUAAUUUGAUGCAAUGUUGUAUUAAUGUUAGAUAAACCAUAUUUAUACUGUCUUGGGAACGUGUGGUAUAGUUCUGUGGGAGAAGUAAUUUGCCAGUAUUCACCAGCUUGUUUAAAAUCUAGUGCGAGAGCUUGUCAUCUGAAAUAAAAAGUGGAAGAGAAA
Messenger RNA from Carcharodon carcharias (great white shark), 2726 nucleotides. It is a transcript of the gene ptp4a1, whose product is annotated as protein tyrosine phosphatase 4A1. Gene Ontology annotation, molecular function: protein tyrosine phosphatase activity. The coding region runs from base 638 to 1159 and encodes 173 amino acids. Gene Ontology annotation, cellular component: nucleus. Gene Ontology annotation, biological process: protein dephosphorylation. The record is from RefSeq and is a predicted model, not a curated record. The transcript is spliced from 6 exons. NCBI's taxonomy places the organism in Eukaryota, Metazoa, Chordata, Chondrichthyes, Lamniformes, Lamnidae.